CUCCCCGUCUCGUCGCUCCCACUUUUGGAAGCAAAACUGCGGCUGCGUUGCCCGCUGGGAAGUGUAGUUGAGUGAUGAAGCCCUCCAGGCCUGGGCGCUGCAAUACGGCGCAUAAACUGGCGGCGUCUGACUACCUGCUACCCUAAGGAUCCCCUCGGAAGAGUAAUCUGGCUUGGGAGGGCUCUGGAGUAGCGCGUGGAGUUGGGGUCAGCUGCGAAUGCAGCUCGCCUUCUAGGCUUCACACGGUUGUCUGUGUUAGCAAGUGUCAUGCCGUGCUUUUGUCAACUUUCCGAUUAAAGGUUGACAUUCCUACGUAAGCAUUUCUCUGGUAAAAUGUCCUUGCCCCUUACAGAGGAGCAGAGGAAAAAGAUCGAAGAGAAUCGACAAAAGGCUCUGGCCCGUAGAGCUGAGAAGUUACUAACAGAACAGCAUCAGAGCGUUGGCUUGGGCCCCUGCAUUGCUGCCAAGCCUUCUCAGUCCAAGCAGGGCCCUUCUCAAAAUUUCCGAAGGGAGGCUUCUAUGCCAGUAAGCCAUGGUGUCAUUGUCAAGCAACAGAAUUCCAGUAGUUCCUCUCAUAGUGACCAAAGACCUUAUAACCCCCACAGUUUUCAUCUCAGCCUACCAGAGCAGGUAAAGGGGAUAUGGAAGAGACAAGUAGAAAUGUCCACAGCCUGCCCAAGCCACACCCCACCAAGUCAAAUGACUCUCACUAGAAUCUCUCCUCCCUUGGCCCAAAGUCCUCCAGAGGUCUCUAACCAGCAGCUCUUACGUUAUGAGUUAGGUCAAGGUCAUCCUCAGGCUUCACAUCAGAUCAAAUUGACACCUUUUGUUAACACAACUCAUGAAUCUUUGGCCAAUGCCAAGAAUUCCCAAGAGAUGCCAGCUUCUUCCUCUGGACAGCCUCCCAGGGAUGCUAAAUUAGAAGCCAAGACAGUGAAAGCUUCUACCUCAGGGCAAAACAUUUCUGAAGUCCAUUAUGGCUCAGGAAGUAUAACAUCUAGGACAGAAGGAAGACCCCAACAGAAAUUUGAAUCCUCACUCCAAAAAGCAGUAGUCUCCAGGAAAGGAACAUGCGUAAGGAAUGGAGACCGUUUCCAGGUGAACAUUGGGUAUGAUGCGGAACUCCUGGCAGUGUUUAAGAGUCUGCCCAGCAGAAGUUAUGAACCUGACACCAAGACAUGGAACUUCAGCAUGACUGACUACAGUGCCCUGAUAAAAGCAGCCCAGCGCAUCCGCACGGUCACCCUGGAGCCUUUGGAAGGAGCUGAUGGCAGCAGAGAGUUACCCUCCACCAGCAGCGGAGGACAGGGGAGCCUUCCUUCAGCUCCGUCUCUUGACUUUGUCAAGGGGCAAUGCACCCUCAUCUCACGGGCCCGGUUCGAGGCAGACAUUGGUUAUUCAAAGGACCUGAUUGCAGUAUUUAAACAGAUGGAUUCCAGAAAAUAUGAUGUCAAGACCAGGAAGUGGAGCUUUCUCUUAGAAGAACACAGUAAACUAAUUAAAAGUGUUCGCAGCCUUCCACAAGUUCAGCUGGAUCCUCUGCCCACGACUCUCACCCUGGCAUUUGCUUCUCAGAUGCAGAAGACGUCUCCUCAUCCCAUGGCAGAUGUCCCAGAGGCAGACCUUUCCCAGGUGGAUGACAAGCUCUUGUCUAAUCUGAUGCCCUUUCAGAGAACUGGAGUCAAUUUUGCCAUAGCAAAAGGAGGCCGCCUGCUGCUUGCUGAUGACAUGGGCCUGGGGAAGACCAUCCAAGCCAUCUGCAUAGCAGCCUUCUACCGGAGGGAGUGGCCACUCCUGGUGGUGGUGCCGUCCUCCGUGCGCUUCACCUGGGAGCAGGCCUUCCUUCGGUGGCUUCCAUCUCUGAGUCCAGGAGAUGUCAACGUUGUGGUGACCGGGAAGGACUGUCUGAAUUCAGGCUUGGUCAACAUUGUCAGUUUUGAUCUGCUUAGCAAGUUGGAAAAACAGCUAAAGCUAAAACCCUCUUUUAAAGUUGUCAUCAUUGAUGAAUCUCACUUUCUCAAAAAUAGUAAGACUGCCCGCUGCCGAGCAGCUCUGCCCCUGCUAAAGGUUGCCAAGAGGGUGAUCCUACUGUCAGGCACACCAGCCAUGUCUCGGCCCGCGGAGCUCUACACACAGAUCAUUGCAGUCAAGCCAACUUUCUUCCCUCAGUUUCAUACCUUUGGACUUCGCUAUUGUGCUGCCAAGAAGAUGCCUUGGGGAUGGGAUUACUCAGGUUCCUCCAACCUGGGGGAGCUGAAGUUGCUGCUGGAGGAAGCGGUCAUGCUGCGGCGCCUCAAGUCUGACGUCCUUUCCCAGCUGCCUGCCAAGCAACGUAAGAUGGUGGUGGUGGCCCCGGGACGGAUCAAUGCCAGGGCCAGAGCUGCCCUGGAUGCCGCAGCCAAGGAAAUGACCACCAAGGACAAAACCAAAAAGGAGCAAAAAGAAGCCCUCAUUCUCUUCUUCAACAGAACAGCUGAAGCUAAAAUCCCAUCUGUCAUUGAAUAUAUUUUGGACCUACUGGAAAGUGGAAGAGAAAAGUUUCUAGUAUUCGCACAUCAUAAGGUGGUCCUGGAUGCAAUUACUAAAGAGCUUGAGAGAAAGCACGUGCAGCACAUCCGCAUUGAUGGCUCCACACCCUCGGCAGACCGCGAGCACCUGUGCCAGCAGUUCCAGCUGUGGGAGAGGCACGCCGUGGCAGUACUGUCCAUCACGGCCGCCAACAUGGGCCUCACCUUCUCUUCGGCUGACCUGGUGGUGUUUGCUGAGCUAUUCUGGAACCCAGGGGUGCUGAUCCAGGCUGAGGACCGGGUGCACCGCAUUGGACAGACCAGCUCUGUGGGCAUUCACUACCUUGUGGCAAGAGGCACGGCUGACGACUAUCUAUGGCCCCUGAUCCAAGAGAAGAUUAAAGUUCUGGGGGAAGCUGGGCUAUCUGAGACCAAUUUCUCAGAAGUGACAGAAGCCACUGAUUACAAGGACCCAAAGCAGCAGACGAUCUAUGACUUAUUCCAGAAGUCCUUUGAGGAAUAUGGAAGUGAUACGGAGCUCCUGGAGGCAGCAGAGUCCUUUGACCCAGGAAGUAGUUCGCAGGGCACAGGAGAUACCUUGGAUGAAAGCACAUUGACAGCCAGUCCACCGAAGAAAAGAAGAUUUGAAUUUUUUGAUAACUGGGACAGCUUUACCUCUCCCUUGUAAAAGGGGCAGGGGGGAGAAUUAAAAAAAUCAUGGAAUUAAUUAAAAUAAAAUGAGGUA
Molecule: messenger RNA, 3252 nt
Organism: Nycticebus coucang (slow loris)
Lineage: Eukaryota; Metazoa; Chordata; Mammalia; Primates; Lorisidae
Gene: SMARCAL1
Product: SWI/SNF related, matrix associated, actin dependent regulator of chromatin, subfamily a like 1
Exons: 18
Coding region: 334-3195 (953 amino acids)
Biological process (GO): DNA repair; replication fork processing
Cellular component (GO): nuclear replication fork
Molecular function (GO): ATP-dependent chromatin remodeler activity; ATP binding
Source: RefSeq, a predicted model, not a curated record